Molecule: messenger RNA, 284 nt
Organism: Racocetra fulgida
Lineage: Eukaryota; Fungi; Glomeromycota; Glomeromycetes; Diversisporales; Gigasporaceae
Source: the annotation of a GenBank genome assembly
GAACAUUAAAUGCCGGCGAUUUUUUUCCUGAAAUUGAAGUUAAUAAGGAUAAAUGUAAUAAACUCGAAUGUUCUCAAAAAUCAGCGGAAACGGAAAAUCUUAUCAAAAACAUACAAUAUAGCCUGGUUGUGAAAAUGAUUGAACAAGUAGAUGUGGCGAUUCAUGAAAAGAAGCAUAAGGAAACAGUGAAGCUCGCGGAUUUAUUGAAUGAACUUGAAAACAAAGGUCAAGAAUUAAGUAGCAGUUCUUUUGCAUUAUAUUUGCAAGUUAAGGAACUACGUUAA